Molecule: messenger RNA, 859 nt
Organism: Cebus imitator (Panamanian white-faced capuchin)
Lineage: Eukaryota; Metazoa; Chordata; Mammalia; Primates; Cebidae
Product: X-ray repair cross-complementing protein 6-like
Exons: 3
Coding region: 172-564 (130 amino acids)
Biological process (GO): double-strand break repair via nonhomologous end joining; telomere maintenance; cellular response to gamma radiation
Cellular component (GO): Ku70:Ku80 complex
Molecular function (GO): double-stranded DNA binding; telomeric repeat DNA binding; DNA helicase activity
Source: RefSeq, a predicted model, not a curated record
GCAUUGCCCAGAUACACACCCCGGAGGAACGUCCCCUCUUAUUUUGUGGCUGUGGUGCCACAGGACAAGAAGUUGGAUGACCAGAAAAUUCAGGUCACUCCUCCAAGAUUUCAGCUUGUCUUUUUACCAUUUGCUGAUGAUAAAAGGAAGGUGCCCUUUACUGAAAAAAUCAUGGCAACUCCAGAGCAGGUGGACAAGAUGAAGGCUGUCAUUAAGAAGUUCUGCUUCAUAUACAAAAGUGACAGCUUUGAGAACCCCAUGCUGCAGCAGCACUUCAGGAACCUGGAGUCCUUGGUCUUCGAUUUGAUGGAGCCUGAACAAGCAGUGGACCUGACAUUACCCAAGGUUGAAGGAAUGAAUAAAAGACUGGGUUCCCUGGUGGAUGAAUUUGAGGAGCUUGCUUACCCACCAGAUUACAAACCUGAAGGGAAAGUUACCAACAGAAAACAUGAUAAUGAAGGUUCUGGAAGCAAAAGUCCCAAGCUGGAGUAUUCCGGAGAGGGGCUGAAGACCCACAUCAGCAAGGGCACACUGGGCAAGUUCACUGUGCCCAUGCUGAAAUAGGCUUGCCGGGCGUACGGGCUGAACAGGGGGCUGAAGAAGCAGGAGCUGCAGGAAGCCUUCACCAAGCACUUCCAGGACUGACCAGAGGCUGUGCACCCAGCUGUCCUUCCACAGUGUGGCCAGGCUGCCUGGCCUUGUUCUCAGCCAGUUAAAAUAUGUUUCUCCUGAGCUACAAAGAGUCUACCAGACAGAAGUUGAGGGACUUUAUGUUUUUGAGGCUUUCUGUUGCUAUGGUGAUGGUGUAGCCCUACCACUUUGCUGUUCCUUACUUUACUGCCUGAAUAAAGAGCCUUAA